AUGCGCCUCUUUCAAGCUAUAGCUAUCGUGCAGCUACUGGCUGGACAUCUCGUGGCUGCUGUUCCCCUCGACUCAACUCCGGUCAUCGAUAUAGACCCAGCAGUCGACCCACUCGAGGCUCUCGCUCAACUGCAACAGCAUACGUACGAGACGCUUGAACACAGUGAUGCCGUGUCAAAGAGGGCUCCGAAAGGCUGUUCCUUGGCAAACACUGCCAUCCGGAGGGACUGGGAUUAUAUGAGCAAGCCUGAUCGGAGAGCAUAUAUCAAAGCUGUUCAAUGUCUCCGAACAUUGCCGGCUAAGUCUGACAAGUCAUGGGCUGCAGCAGCCAAGACGCGCUUUGAUGACUUUGUCGCUAUCCAUGUCAACCAGACUAUGUACAUACAUGGCAAUGGUCUCUUUCUUACCUGGCAUCGCUACUUUGUAUGGGCAUAUGAGCAAGCUCUACGAAAUGAAUGUGGCUACAAGGGAUACCAACCUUACUGGAACUGGUUCGCAAAUACCGAUAACAUCUACAAAUCACCCGUCUUUGACGGGAGUGAUACCAGCUUGGGUGGCGACGGGGCAUACUUCGCACACAACGGAAGUCUUGCAGGUGCUCGAACAAUAGUUAUCCCCUCCGGAAAGGGAGGUGGAUGCAUUGAGAGCGGCCCUUUCAAGAAUACGCAAGCGAGUAUUGGCCCAAUCUCGCCUGGUAUGCAAGGCUUCACCGAUCUGGGAGUCGAUAUUAAUGAUUACAAUCCCCGCUGUCUGCGCCGAGACAUCAGUCCUUAUAUACCCAAGAAAUGGUUCACUACUGCAAAUCUUCUGAACGUAACCAUUGGUGCGGGCUCGCGAACCCACCGCGAUUUCUGGGUCGAAAUCCAAGGACGAUACCCAGAUGGCUUCCUCGGUCUUCACACAUCAGGUCACUACACCAUGGGCGGUGACGCGACGGAUCUCUACUCUUCCGUCAAUGAUCCUGCAUUUUUCCUUCAUCACGCUAUGCUUGACCGCAUCUACUGGAUCUGGCAGACGCUCCACCCAGCAGAGGCGAAUAAAGUGACCGGUACUCUGACGUUGCAGAACAAGCCCCCAACGCGCGACGCUACUAUCGACGAGCCGUUGAAUAUGGGAGUCAAUGGCGAGACACUGAAGAUUCGGGAUAUGUUCAAUACCUUAGGGGGCAGUCCUUUGUGCUACAUCUACUUGUGA
Alternaria postmessia is the source of this 1194-nucleotide messenger RNA. RefSeq lists its product as uncharacterized. The record is from RefSeq and is a predicted model, not a curated record. Lineage: Eukaryota; Fungi; Ascomycota; Dothideomycetes; Pleosporales; Pleosporaceae. The transcript has 4 exons. The coding region runs from base 1 to 1194 and encodes 397 amino acids. Gene Ontology annotation, molecular function: oxidoreductase activity.